AUGCGCGUGCCGUUGGACAAAUAUGGCCGCAUAAAGAAUAUUAUCCAUGGGACACAAGCGGCCAUUCUGUUCCUCGCCUGGAUCCUCACAAUAGCCAUCUUAACGCGGAAAGGACACACAGAUGGCCGAGUAGGCUGGUACUUUGGCCUGUGCUGGCUUAUGAUCCCCUUCCUCGUCUACCUGGUGAUGGUGCCGAUGUGGUCUCGCGCCCAGCGGUUUGCGAACGUAUACGCCUUUGCCUCUCUGGACGGGUUAUCGGUGAUUCUAUGGUUGAGCGCCUGGGCAGCGGUUGCAUCGUACGUGUCCGCUGGGAAAGGGAAAGGCGACAAGAAAGACGCGUCAGGCUGUGAAAAUUUCAAGUACGGCAGCUCCGCACGCUGCAAGUUGAGCGAGGCCAUCAUUGUGUUCGGGGUGUUCGAGAUGCUCCUGUUUCUGGCCACGGCCUGGCUCUCCUUCCGUGUGGUCAUGACCUACAAACGCACGGGCAUGAUGCCUGCGCAGAUGGCCGGUGGAACUGGAGCUGGAGUUGGGACAGAAACGGGGACAGGUGGAAAACCCACCGACGAAUUCUCCGAUCCCACCCAAGACGCCUUUUCGAGUAAUAUGCGACCCGAGGAGGAGGAGGAAGGAUUCGCCGACGGCCAGUACCAUGACCCCGACAGACAGGAAUAUGCGUAUGGGAAGACGUCUCUCGAUAACGAUGUCUACGCCCCAGUCCACCAAGCUGACGACAACGACCUUGCUUACUUGCCUCCUCAACAGCCGCAGAGUCCUUUGAGCCACAAUGGCUUGGGCAUCCAUGAUUACGAUACGAGCUAUCCCGGCGCCUAUGGGAACCAGGGACAUCACUUGCCACCACGGUGA
This is a messenger RNA of Capronia coronata CBS 617.96, 864 nucleotides long. RefSeq lists its product as uncharacterized. NCBI's taxonomy places the organism in Eukaryota, Fungi, Ascomycota, Eurotiomycetes, Chaetothyriales, Herpotrichiellaceae. The record is from RefSeq and is a predicted model, not a curated record. Gene Ontology annotation, cellular component: membrane. The transcript has 2 exons. Bases 1 to 864 code for a protein of 287 amino acids.